CGGUGCCGUGCGCAGGCGCGGAGGGAGGGCCGGGCCAGGCCCGGCGUCGCCAUGGGCUCCUGAGGCCUUCGCGACCCCGCGCCGGUGCCGGCGCCGCCCGCGGGGCAGCGGGCAGGGCCCGACCCGACCCCUCCUCGCCCCACUGGGCUGGGCCGCGCCCGCCCGCCCGCCCGCUGCAGGCUGCUUCAAGAGCCCAGUGUUGUAUUGGAUGAAGUUUGAAGUAAAACAUCAAGUUUCAAAUCUGAAGUGCCACUGCUAUGACUCUUUUUCUCAGCGUUUCCAGCCUAAAACUGAGGAAACCAAGGUCUUUGCUCGUGGGCAGCUCUUUAGCAAUCCCAACUGGAACCUCACACCAAAGGGCACCAUGAUUAUGAUGACUGAUGUCACUGCAACCCCCAGACUGGGGUCAACUGCCACCACUCCAGCUGUGGCUCCUAACUUCUCCUGGAUGCCGGAGGAUGGCAGCCCCACAGCUGUGGAGCAGCCAAUAUUCCUCAUGACCACUGCUGCUCAGGCUAUCUCAGGUUUCUUUGUAUGGACAGCUUUGCUCAUCACCUGCCAUCAGAUCUACAUGCAUCUGCGCUGCUAUAGCUGCCCAAAUGAACAGCGCUACAUCGUUCGGAUCCUCUUCAUUGUGCCCAUUUAUGCCUUUGACUCAUGGCUCAGUCUCCUGUUCUUCACCAAUGACCAGUACUAUGUUUACUUCGGCACUGUGCGGGACUGCUAUGAAGCCUUUGUAAUAUACAACUUUCUCAGCCUGUGCUAUGAGUACUUGGGAGGGGAGAGCUCCAUCAUGUCUGAGAUCAGAGGGAAACCAAUCGAGUCCAGCUGUGUGUACGGGACUUGCUGCUUGUGGGGAAAGACAUACUCAAUUGGAUUCUUGAGAUUCUGCAAACAGGCUACCCUGCAGUUCUGUGUGGUGAAGCCCCUCAUGGCGAUCAGCACAGUCAUCCUUCAGGCCUUUGGCAAGUACCAGGAUGGUGACUUUGAUGUAACCAGUGGCUACCUCUAUGUGACGAUCAUCUACAACAUCUCUGUCAGCCUGGCACUGUAUGCCCUCUUCCUUUUCUACUUUGCCACACGUGAGCUGCUCAGUCCCUAUAGCCCAGUCCUCAAGUUCUUCAUGGUGAAGUCUGUCAUUUUCCUGUCCUUCUGGCAAGGGAUGCUGUUGGCCAUCUUGGAAAAGUGUGGUGCCAUCCCCAAAAUCCACUCUGCUAAUGUGUCUGUGGGUGAAGGCACAGUAGCUGCUGGCUAUCAAGACUUCAUCAUUUGUGUGGAGAUGUUCUUUGCAGCCAUUGCCCUGCGCCACGCCUUCACAUACAAAGUGUAUGUGGACAAGAGAAUUGAUGCCCAAGGUCGCUGUGCUCCCAUGAAGAGCAUCUCCAGCAGCCUCAAGGAGACCAUGAAUCCCCAUGACAUUGUCCAAGAUGCAAUCCACAACUUCUCUCCAGCCUACCAGCAGUACACCCAACAGUCAACACUGGAGCACGCUCCCCCCUGGCGCAAUGGCAGCCAUGUGAUCUCACGCUCCCACAGCUGCUCUGGUGCCCGUGACAACGAGAAGACCCUCUUGCUGAGCUCCGAUGAUGAAUUCUAGGCAGGGAAACUGCCAGCACAGGCUGUUGUUUUCCUUCUAUUUUUUUUUAAAUAAUUUAUUAAUGCUGAAACACACAAGUCAUAUCACUUCCUAGAGAGUAAAGAUUGCAGAAGUGGGCACUUCUCAUUAGCUUUCGUGGGUACAGACACGAUGAGCAGUGUGGAGGUGGCAGAAUGGCCAGGACUCCAUGCUCGAGCCUAUUCCUUACAGCAGCAAUUGAAUUGAAUUGAUUCAAGCAAAGCUCCAGGGUUUGAGGCUCUGGCCUCCCACAGUUACCCAGUGUGGUGUGAAGUGUGACUGGCCAGAGCAUAGAGUUGUAGCCAAAAAUGUUUUUGGUUUUUUCGUAACAGGACAACCUGACUGCUUUCUAUUUCUUUUCCUGAAUGGUUGAUGUAGGCACAGUUUUCUCCCCAACUCCCUAGUACUAACAUCUCUGUAAUCCAUGGGAAAUAGGAUGGGGAUGCAGCCAUAGGCAUUCUUGAGGACCAGACCAGAGACUGGUCUUUCUAUAGUGCUAAGUAAGGAACAUCUGUCCCCACCCUCCUGAGCACCUGGUUAUGAGUCCUUGAGUCACUUGAGGGAGCAAAGAGGAAAAGGACAUGGCUUUCUCCGUGUUCCUUGGCUCCCUGCAUCCCCAAUUGCUAUAAAAGCUUAUUGAAACUCAGUUGGGAUGGAAUUACUUUUUCACAAGAGUGGAGUUUUCUAAUCACCAGGUGUCCAAGCUUCCAUCUCCCUGGGGUUCCUGUGGCAGGAAGCCUCCCUGGAGCAUGUGUCUCCUGCUUACAAGACUGAGGACUGGCUAUGAUAGAUGGUGGAAGUUUGUAGACCUCUUGCCCCUUCACCCCUCUUUGGGAAGGGAAGAUAUGUAAACACAAAACCAGUUUUUCUUCUUGUUUCCUCUCCCCCAGCAUCAUAUCUGCCCCUGUUAGAGGUAGCUGCCACAGCAGGUCCUGGUCUCUCACAGGUAGCUUUUCCCAUGCUCAUCAUCACUGACUUUCCUUGAGCUACACCAGUUUCACCCUUAGGCUGGAAUAUUCAGGAAGGGAUGUUGCAAACUCCUUUGUUUUUUAUUUCUGUAGCUGUUCUGGGGCAGGCUGGAGCAGGCUUGAAACCUGACAUGACCUGGCUGGUCAAAUUUGUCCCUUUUAUUUUCUGAGGCAGCAAUUGCUGCUUCUGCUGCUGCACAUUUCACAGGCUCUGCUGCACCUGCAGUGCUAUCAAGGGUGGAACCAGCAUCCAUGGAAGUGGGAGAGGCUUCCCGUUGCUUCUGUUGGGUUUUGGAUGAACGCAUGGGUACUUAGUGGAACCAAACCAAAAGUGAUCUGUCUGUAGAUCUAUCCAGGGACCAGAAAAUGCCUCUUGCUUUCUUAAAAUUAUCUAGAGGAAAAGUGGGCAGCACACUCAAGUGCUACAGCUCAGAUGCUCCUACCUGCAAGCAGGAAGCAAAACUGAGUGAUUGGAGCAAGUUGCUGUGUUCAGCUGUAGUUUCUCUGUUCCUCUCCUGCUUGUUGCCUCCCCUGCCAAGAGCAGACCUGUGUGAUUGUGGAUUGCUCUUUGCUGUUCUGUUAGGAGAACUGGAGUCUGGUUUGCUGCCUGGAGUUGACCUUUACAUUUGUUUCUCAAUCCAUCUGCUUGUUCAUUGAGUGUCUCAGAAGCAACAGUGAGUGAAGAGUGCCACAUUUAUUCAGCACCUCUGCCCAAGCUGGGCAAAAGGGCUUGAAGAGAGGCAGGUUUGCUCCCUGCUUGUGAGGAUGAGAUAGGGGAAAGCUUAAGGACAGUGCCUCGUCCUGUUUCUGGGGUUUCUGGGUGAAGCAGAUGAGAGCAACAGAACUAUUGAGGGAGCUAGAGACAGGGUCACUGGAUUCAGCAGCUUCUCUGCUGCUGGAUUUCCCCAUUCACACACAUCCUGCAAUGCCAUGCUGUUGGUUAUUAAUUUUCCUAAUUUUGUGACUGCUUAAUUAGACAUGCAAACACACUGCCAGGCUUUGUGUGAGCUUGGUAAAAUUUCCUCAUAAGCCACCUGGAAAGCAGGGCUGAAGGUUGAACAGACUUUGCUUCUGUUUUCUAUGGGUUUGAUUAAUAGUCCUUUAAUAUGAGAUACUGAUGUUACUGUCUCUCUUAGGAAACUGGGGCAUGAGACAUGAUCCCAUUCUCUCCUUUCUUUGCAUUUGCAGCCCUUGGUGAUGUCCCGGUAUCACCUGGUGACUGCCCUCAAUCUUUAUUGCAUUUGGGUGGCUGAAAUCUGUGUGAUUGCCCCAUUGAGCAUGAAGGCUUAGAGAAGCAUUUCUUAGAACUUAUUUUGAAAUGUCUCCUGCACACACACACACAUAUAUAUAUAUACACACACACACACUGGGCAGAGGAUGUGGAUAUUCUCAAAGCAUCCUGUGUGUAAUGGUUUCAAGUAUAACUCUUUUGCACCAGCUGCCUUCAGAGGAGCUUGGUGAACUAGUACCCAAAAAGCCAGCUGCCCUACUUUAUGAUUUUAUAUAUAUAUGUGUGUUUUUUAACAGUACACAAAAUCAUCCAUCACUAAGCUUCCUGCUCUCCCUCAUGACCAGCAAGUGCCAGAGCAAACACUGGCUCUGAAGCCACUUUGUGUUGAAGGAACAAAUACAAGAUCUCGAGACCAAGGAGGCCAAGGCAUCCAUGGUCUUGUAGGUCUGCUCAUGGUAGCCCAGGAUCCAAGAAAUGCGCCAGUUCCAGUAGACCCUUGGAGCUGCUCUCCCUCACCUGCUUCCACUCUCCUUCCUUCCUUCCUUUUUUGUUUACCAUGUAACAUACCCAUGGGAUUUAUUAUUUUUCCAUAUAGAGUAGUUCUUUGUAUAUAAAUGACUGAAAAAAAAGUAUGAUAAAUAAGACAGAGUCACCUAGUUUUGUACCUAUUGUGUUUAACUGAUGUGAGCUGAGCAACAAGCCGCUCUCUAUUUUGGUCUUUGUGAUGUUAUACUCUGCAGAAAUGAGCAAAUAUGAUGACAAAAAAUAUAGAGAUAAUAUAGAUUGUACUUAAACUGCU
Molecule: messenger RNA, 4613 nt
Organism: Prinia subflava (tawny-flanked prinia)
Lineage: Eukaryota; Metazoa; Chordata; Aves; Passeriformes; Cisticolidae
Gene: TMEM184B
Product: transmembrane protein 184B
Exons: 10
Coding region: 209-1597 (462 amino acids)
Biological process (GO): transport
Cellular component (GO): membrane
Molecular function (GO): transporter activity
Source: RefSeq, a predicted model, not a curated record